CAGUUCAUCAGUUUAUACCCUCAGAGCUGCUCCUGUUCUUUUCUCUGGAUGUAGACGAUCAUCACUUAAUGAGGGAGCACUGAUGAUGUCACUCAGAUUGACUCCUCCCCUUCCUCUGCUGUUUCUGAUCAUGAUUUCAAGAGUUGUCUCCCAGUCAGAGUGGAGUGUAACUUAUACACCGAGCUCCAUCUGUGCUGUAAAGGGAUCUACAGUGACCAUGGGCUGCACAUACACAUAUCCAUCUGGUUACACAGUUCAGAGAGCUUUCUGGAGCAGAGAGAUAGUUACAGAUAAAGAGCCUCCUGAUCUGCUUUCAGACCCAAACUACAGAGACAGGGUUCAGUACUUCAGAGACAACCUGAAUAACUGCCGUCUCAGACUGAGUGAUGUGAGAGAACAGGACCGAGGAAAAUACUACUUCAGAUUUCUAACAAACCCUGAAGAAAAGUAUCAGGGUCCAGAUGGAGUUGAACUUUUUGUCACAGUCACAGAGUUUCAGGUGGAGAUGUUUCCUGAUACAGUUGUUGAAGGAGAUGAAGUUACUCUCACAUGUAAAACCACCUGCAGUCUGACUGAGACUCCAACAUUCACCUGGUACAAAGAUGGACAUUAUUUCUCCUCCUCGAACCCGCUCCGUCUGCCAUCAGUCAGUCAGAGGGAUGCAGGCAGAUACAGCUGUUCUGUACAGGGACAAAGUUAUCUCUCCGCUGCUGUCACUCUUAAUGUACAAUAUCCUCCAAAGAGUGUCUCAGUGUCCAUCAGUCCCUCUGGUGUGAUAGUGGAGGGCAGUUCAGUGACUCUGACCUGCAGCAGUGAUGCUAACCCACCUGUACAGAACUACACCUGGUAUAAGGUGAAUGAAAGCUCACCUGUAGGAUCUGGACAGAGUUACAGCUUCACCUUGACCUCCAGCAGCAGUGGAGGGUUUUACUGUGUGGUUCAGAAUAGAUACGGGAGACAGAGAUCUCCUGCAGGGCCUCUCACUUUAAAUUCUAUUACAGGGAGGAGUGUAGUACUGUAUGUAGUUCUUGGAGUCAUUGUGGGAUGUGGAUGUUUACUUGCCAUCGUUGGUGUUUUAUGUAUAAGGAGAAAGAGAACAGGAAGGUCAGGUGAUAAUGCAGAGUCUCGUCAGAACGUUUCCUGCAGUCCUACUGAUGACACAUACACAGCUCUUGAUCUUCAGACCAGGUCCAGUGACGUGUACGACACGCUUACAACGGUUCACCCGAAUCUUCCUGAUUCUCAGUCCAUCUCUCAUGAUUACGAAAAUAAUCCAGUGAGCGCUUCCAUUUGUUCAUCACUGAAUAUAGUACCAGGAAGCUGUAAAGCCUAAAAUAUUUUAUUUAAAGCUGUUAAAGCCACAUUGAUUUAAUGUUAGUAGGAUAUCACAUGAUAUUUCCUACAUCAUACUAGAGAGAGAGAGAGAGAAAGAGAGAGAGAGAAAGAGAGAGAGAGAGAGAGAGAGAGAGAGAGAGAGAGAGAGAGAGAGAGAAAGAAUGAUUCAGUUUUUUUAGCUGUGGAUUUUAGCUUUAUGUAUUUUGAAUAAAUUUUGUAUAUAUAGAAUUUUUCAUUUCAUAUAUUUCUCUUCACUACUUUCUGUACUAAAUACAAUUGCAUUUAUAGAUUAUUUCAUUUAUUUUUAUUUAUAUUCCAUUUAUAUUUAUUUUUCUUGUUAUCUAAAACAGUC
Messenger RNA from Hemibagrus wyckioides, 1687 nucleotides. Its product is annotated as B-cell receptor CD22-like. The transcript has 9 exons. NCBI's taxonomy places the organism in Eukaryota, Metazoa, Chordata, Actinopteri, Siluriformes, Bagridae. The coding region runs from base 83 to 1333 and encodes 416 amino acids. The record is from RefSeq and is a predicted model, not a curated record.